AUGAUCGGAAGCAUUGACUACAUGCAUUGGGAGUGGAAGAACUGCCCAACCGGGUGGCAUGGGGCUUACAGUGGCCGGAAGGGUCGUCCCACUAUUAUUCUAGAGGCGGUGGCCUCGCAUGACACGUGGGUAUGGCACGCUUUCUUUGGUGUGCCAGGAGCUCAAAAUGAUAUUAACGUGCUCGACCAAUCAUCAGUCUUUGAAGGGCUCAUUGCUGGAAACAGCCCGGCUGUGACUUUUCACGCAAACGGUAGGAGAUAUAGCAAUGUUUAUUAUCUUGCUGACGGAAUUUAUCCUAGGUACUCCACAUUUGUAAAAACUAUUCCAAACCCUGAAUCGCAAGCACAAAAGCUAUUUGCAAAGAAACAAGAAGCAUACCGUAAAAAUGUAGAGAGGUGUUUCGGCAUCUUGCAAUCCCGUUGGGCAAUCCUUCGUCAUGGAGCUCGGUUGCACAGGAGUUCGACACUGAGAAACAUAAUGAUAAUUUGCAUCAUAUUGCAUAACAUGAUUGUAGAGGAUGAAUUUGUAGAAGAAGAAUUUGUCGAGCCAGAAGAAGAAGAUCUAUUGAACCCACUGGCGGCAGGAGUUUAUGAUGGGCCAGUAGAUUAUGAGGGGGUUCGAAUUCCUUUUUUACCAGUGGAAAGAAAUGGAAGAAACCAACAUGCAUUUUGGGACCGUAUUGACCACCUCGAGUCAGCUUAUAUCCACACAAUUCUUCAGAAUGAUUUAGUGGAGCACAAUUGGGCAUUGGAAGCCAACCAACAAUAA
Messenger RNA from Fragaria vesca subsp. vesca, 768 nucleotides. RefSeq lists its product as uncharacterized. The transcript has a single exon. Lineage: Eukaryota; Viridiplantae; Streptophyta; Magnoliopsida; Rosales; Rosaceae. The record is from RefSeq and is a predicted model, not a curated record. Bases 1 to 768 code for a protein of 255 amino acids.